Molecule: messenger RNA, 1100 nt
Organism: Cydia pomonella (codling moth)
Lineage: Eukaryota; Metazoa; Arthropoda; Insecta; Lepidoptera; Tortricidae
Product: cytochrome c oxidase assembly factor 4 homolog, mitochondrial
Exons: 2
Coding region: 157-366 (69 amino acids)
Biological process (GO): mitochondrial respiratory chain complex IV assembly
Cellular component (GO): mitochondrial intermembrane space
Source: RefSeq, a predicted model, not a curated record
AUGACAUUGACCCUUGAGUGACUUGAGUCGAUCAAACCAUACAUAACAUAAGUCAAAUAAAAUCCCAACUUGCUGUUGGCACUCGUCGGGCAUUAAUUUCGUUUGAAAUAUAAAUAUAAAAAUAGAAUUUGUUAAUUAAUGAAAUAAACCUUCAACAUGACGGUGAAACCGCGAGACGUACCGGAUAAUGACGAUGACCCCGUCGAAAACAUGCUAAAGAAAACCGGAUGCCUUGAAUUACAUUAUAAAGUGCAGGAGUGCAUAGCCACCACAAAGGAUUGGAGAAAAUGCCAAACAGAAGUUGAGGCAUUCCGCACUUGUAUCGGCAAACACAAGCAGGAGGAAAUCACCAAAGCCAAGAACUAACGUCGAAUUAACGUAUGGGGCCUUGCACCAUAAAUCAAAUUUCUUGGAAAAUGUGAAGACUUGACUUAUGCACAUUAACAUAUUCUGGAGUUUUGUGUGCAGAAAUGUUUUUGUGUAUGAUAAAUAAUUACCAAAGUAUGAAUUAAAUACAGUACUGAAUUUUCAAAAAAUAGCAAGUUGUAUGACUGAUGUCACAGUGAUGUGCCUAUGAUGAAUCAAAUAUUGCUGGGAUUUUUUGUAAAUAAUCUAAAAUAUUUUCAGAGUAAAACACAUAACGUAGCGCAAAAUAUUGUAGAUACAGUGCUGACAGCAGAAGAUGGUGUGGUAAGGAACCUUUUUAUUACAUAAUACCCCACACGGAAAAAACAGUUAUGUUAAAUUUACAGAUGUUUUGUAAAAUUUACAGAGAUAUGUGUUAAAUUUACAGAUUUCUCUGUAAAUUUAACAUAACUGUUUUUCUGUCUGAUUUUACCAGACCACUGUGUAUAUUAUAAUCAUUUAUAAAGCAGGCAGGCAGUUGCAAUAAUUGAUGCCUGUAUCCAAAAUCUUCUGAACAUAUUGUUUAUAUACUGUUAAAACGGUGGCUAUACAAUAUUUUGCACUACUUUUCGUGUCUUAAGACAGUUCUUGAUCUUAUGUUGGCGUUCGCAAUUAUGUUUAAUGUUAAAAUGUCUGUUAUAUUAAUGAUAUCUUUAAAAUACUGUUAUUUUUUAAAUAAAAAUGUGUAGUUAGUA